Mycena citricolor is the source of this 3619-nucleotide messenger RNA. NCBI's taxonomy places the organism in Eukaryota, Fungi, Basidiomycota, Agaricomycetes, Agaricales, Mycenaceae. The record is from the annotation of a GenBank genome assembly.
UGGACAACAUUGAUGAUGGGUUUAUAUUUUACCAAUCCCUUGGAAACAUGACCUGGUCUCCCGGUCAACGUAAUAUCCGCGCUUGCCUAAUUGGGACCGCUGGUGGUAGUUGUCACCAGUUUGGUCGUGAGAAACUCCUCAACAACGUGCUGCCAGGGCGUUUAUGUGGUAGCCCUUCUUUUUCUCCCUACACUCGUUCUCGGAUGCGCUGUGUGGCGGCUCACAGUCUAGAUGACCACUCGCCGGCCCCCUUUGGCCCACAGACCCCGUCCGCCUUCUCAAAUCUACAUUGGCAACAGCCCAAAUCUCGCUGUCUCAACACCGCCGGAUAUCCCAGAUCUUCCGGAACCUCCCAGCCCGAGCUCGAGCACCAGCAGCCUUUCCGGACUUCCCUCACCACCUGCGACCAACUCGACGGGGAGUGGUAGCACUGGCGAUCCAGGGAGCAUCGCCAUUCGGGCUGGCUCGUCGCCGUCAUUAUCUUCGAAUAUGCUCAAUGGCUCGAAUCUCAAGGCCUUCCACGCUGCAUUCCAACACAACCACAACGACCAGGCCCCUCAUAGGCUACACUACGAGGAGCCAGAUGACAUCGACAACGACAUCGACGAUGAUGGGGAGGACAACACGGCACGCUUGGACAAACGCCGACAUAGUGCUAGCGAGAACGUCUUGGCGCUACAGCGGGUGAAAAGCUUGACCCAGCGAAAUAAAAUAGCACUUGACAAACUCUCUUCGUUCUCCCGACUUAGCACCCCAUCCCCCACUGCACGAUCUGCGAAUUCCACACGAUCACCUUUGCCACCCUCCUUACAUGCGUCAUCCUCUACAUCUGGGUCCGGAUCAGGCUCUGGAUCUCAUUACGCAUCAUCCUCAUCGCACUCUUCCUCGUCCCAUUCUUCAUCUAACAGACCUCCUAUUCGGCGCUCUCGCACCCAGGAUCCCCACCAAUCUGGGUCGGAAACCGAACGCGACGACCUUCCGACAAACUCGCCUCACCGGCCCACUACGCCUCUUGUGCAGCGACAACGACUGAUAUCUGCUCCCGUCUCGCCUAGCAAGCAGAUGGCAGCAUCCUCAUCCUCUGCUUCUAACACGCGCUCGCCGCGACGCACUACCCGAGCCUCGAAUUUAUCUUUUAGUAGCAGAGCGCCCGUUGUCGAUGACGAUUCCGGUGGCCCCAGCUCACCGGAGGAUACGACCCGAGCCGCACUGGCUGCUGUCGCCAGCGCGCGUCGUAGCCCUGGUGGCACUGCACGUUACACCGGAACCCGGAUCAGUCCAACGCUGGGGGCUGGCAAACGGAGGCAACCUCUUCCACGAGAAUGGGGCAACGGACGAUUUUCUGCAGAACCGCCCUUGUCACCCCCACAACCUGACCGAUCGCCAAGCAAACGUCAUUCUCUGGCUGAAUCGAUUCCCUCCACUCGACAUGCACAUAGCAGCUCGACGUCUUCAACAUCAACCAUCGGAACGAAUCUGAACGGACGACCGUCGACUGUGCGUGACCUGACGAGGAAGCAUCAGACACGAUGGCUGAGCGAGGACAUGGGCUCGAGUCCUGUGACUGCUAAUGGGGAGGGUCGAGAGCGAAGACAAAGUCUUAGAUCGGGCAGUGCAGAGAGUGCACUCGGUGGUGCAGGCCGGCUGGUUGGCGAGGGAUUGAGGGCAGCUGGACUAGCUGGACGAGGAGAUGUGUUCUCUGAGCGGGACAGAAUGACACCAGCGAGAGCCGAAGCGCCCAGAAGGAGCGGGUCCCAUGUUCGUGCUGCAACAUCCAUGGCGGAUUACGAUACGCUGCGGCGAGAGGAAUCCGCCCUGCGAACAUAUCGUAACAGUGCAUAUUCUUCCGACGGCCCUGGCCGGUCAGGGAGUGCUCUGGAUCGACAUCGGGACAUUUCGGUCGAGCGAGAACAACAAGAACGCGACCGGCAAAGAACAGCACCGAGUCCGAGUCCAUACGGAAGCAUCCGACGACAUGGUGGAUCGGGUAGCGGCAGCGCUGGCAAUCCCGAGCAUGCAAGAUUGAUGAGCGACAGUCUGGCUAUGUUCGAGGGUCAUUUGUCGCGUGUAGCAGCUGGUAGUUCGGCGACCGAUCUCGCAAGGAGUGCUCAGAUAGUGGUCAGUGCUGCUGAACGACUGAAUGGGAUUCUACGAGCGGGUACUGCCAGAGCCCUGGAAGCGCAGAUCGAUGCCGAGGUCAGCGACGCCGAGACUGCUGAACUCGCAGAGGUUUGGCGGCGAGUCGGAGGCGAGUAUCGGGACGGAUUACGUAUCAGCGACGAGCUUGUGCGAGCCGUGACUGGAUUCUUGCUGGGUGUCGGACGGGUUGUUCGCGAGUUUGGUGAAAGUCGUGCCUCAGACGAAGGUAGGGGCGGCUCAAGUCACGGCAGUGCCAGUCCGGACGCUGGAAGACGAAGUUCCCAAUCGAGACGAAGCUGGGACGCGAAGGAAGGUCGAGAAAGCUCUCUAGCGAUGCGGCCGAUACAUGGAUCUGCGAUGGCCCCGCCAGCUCGCAACCCGACCCCGAGUUCCCGACGGUUGCUAACCCCUCGCGAGCAGCGGGAGCUGAAAGCAAACGGGUUGGUACCCUCUGACUCGCAAACAACAGUGCAACAGGUUGAUUACGAACCCUCACCGACCCCAGCAUCACGCAAGCAGAAUGACGUCAAUCGCACAGCGCCUCUUCCUCCCAUUGCGAUCCCCAAGCCAUUGCCUAAUCUGCCAUCUGAAUCUCCCACCCUCCGGAGACCACAGACAACUGUCGAUAAGCCUACUGCGUCUUCGGCACAACGCCGGCGUACGAUCACCAGUUCCACCGUGCGGGCUGGGGGUUCUGGUCUACUCCCCUCAAUGACGACACCAACUACUGCAUUGACCCCGCACACCGUUUCGAAUAGUCCCACGGCCUUUCCCUCACUAGUCCGGAACGAUUCUGAUCGAUCAACCCGCUCCAGAGGCAACACAGUCACGUUCUCACGCCCAUCGACCGUUGCACUUGCUGGUCUACAAAUGCAGCAUGACCGCGAGCGUGAGCGCACGCUGUCCAAUUCAGAUGGCCAGGACGAAGCGAUCAAGGCUGCGUUGGCUGCGAGCGAGCGAGAGAGUCGGUACCGAUCCAUCCGGCCGAGAAUGUCUCUUGAUGGUGGAGAAGACCGGUCGACAAGCGGACCUCAGAAGCGGGAGAGGAGGAGAACGGUCACCGAUAUUUGGCCGCAGUCUGGAUCAUCAUAGUGUAAUGUAAGUCUUGCGUUGCCUGGUCGUCCCUACUCUGAAUCCUCCAGAAGUUCGCAUUCUUCCCCUUGUCUUCCGCUCGUCGCCAACACCAUCGCGAACUGUCCACUGUCCAUUCAUCCAUAAUUUCUUGUAACAGCUUUGUCUUUGUUCAGUAUCUUCCUUUCUUCUUGUCACGGGCUUACACGCUGGGCAUGCAAGCACAGGCUUGCUGCAGAAUUCGACUCUACCUAGCCAUGAUUCCGCUAUAGUAUGUACUGUAGCUAUAAAAUAAUGAUACGCGGAAAGUAUGCCAGGAUGAUCGCACCCUGUCACGAAUAUUUGUCGGUAGAAUCGAACUAACGUCUAUUAAUGGUUUCGGCCGACUGGGAUGAGGACUUCACCUUGC